AUGCUAAUGAAGGUGAUCUCAUUAUUAAUUCGCAUCUGUGGUCCAUGAAUGGUCGGAUGAACUUUAUCCAACUUAUGCAAACGGCCCAGGCUAGCUACGGAAAAAUUGCAAAGAAGUGGAUUCCAGAAUUAAGGCAUUAUGCUCCGGGUGUUCCUAUAAUUCUUGUUGGGACAAAGCUUGAAAAUUGGUUCUCAGUCGAUGCAAAGGAUCCUAUUGCGCAUGCUAUUGUAAAGGUUCUUGAAGCUAUUGAGAAGAAGCCAUCAGACUUGAACG
Striga hermonthica is the source of this 273-nucleotide messenger RNA. The record is from the annotation of a GenBank genome assembly. Lineage: Eukaryota; Viridiplantae; Streptophyta; Magnoliopsida; Lamiales; Orobanchaceae.